CACCGCUCUCGUUCUCGCGAGAAACUCGCGACAGUCUUUCCUUCUGGUCUCUUUUAUGAUUGUCUUCGCUUCUUUCAUGCCGAGAAAACUGGUCCAUUCGCAAGGAAUCUGCACAACUGCCGCGCCGCAUCUGCCGCGCCGCGGUGUCUCUGCAGCAUUCGCGGUACGCUUUUCACCCGGAGCAUUUGCGUUUUCCUUUCCAGAAAAUUCCGUUUUUUUUUCUCGUCUUGUCUUUCCACGCGACAACCGGCGUCAACACCAACGUUUCUUCUCCUUCGCUGGCGUUUGUUCUCGCAAAUACUCCCAAUGUUCUCCUGCCCCUCCUUACGCCGGAAACGCCGCGUUUCUCCGGUGUCUCUUUGUUUCCUUUGAAAAGAGAAAAGUAACUCCGAAGCCCCCAGUUCUCUCCCCUGCAUUUCUUUGUUUCUUCUUCUCCUCUUCGCCCGGUGCAUCGUGCCGCCUGUGUACCUUCUGCCCUGCUUUGGGGAAUGCGUUUCGAGACGCCGCGCCUCUCUGCAGCGUCUCCUCCCCCUUUCCUCCUUUCGCGUAUCUCUGGGGUUCUCGCGCAUGUUUACCCCUUUCUUUCUCGGAAUUCACAGACAGUCUCUCCCUCGUUUUACGCGUCGCGUCGCGUGGAAGAAGACGGAGACGAAGGAGAUUGCGACGAAGCAGUGUCUUCAUGGCGUCUCGUCUCUCGCGUCUCCACUCGACUUUCCAGACUCCGCCUCCUGCAGAAAGGAAGAACGUCUGAAUUUCCUCCUCUUCUUCGUCUUCGAAAGCCGACAAAUGUAGAGAGAGCCCUCUGUUUCUGAACGUGCUGUGAUCUCUUCUGCGGCUUGCGACGUCACGCCUCGCUAUCUACGGAGAGGUGGACUUCUGGAUCUGGGGAAGGCUUUCUCCCCUGCUUUUUCCUCCCAUUUUUGCUGCAAGACAGAGAGAGAACGUUGGGUCUCCGACUCUCGUCGGUUCGCUCCGCGUUUUCAAGCUGUCUGUUUUUUCUUUUUUUCAAGAGCAUGCGGUCUCUGCUGGCUCAGGCGCCCCUCGGGCCGCGCGGGACUCCCGCGCAGGCUGCGGCGUUGCAGGGGACAUUGUCGACUGUGGCUGUGAGAAGGAUCCAAAUCGGGGACAGAAGGUUGCCAACUUUUCUCUCGAGCUCUCUUUCACUUGCGUCCUCGUGCGCAUCCGCGCGCCACCUGCAUCGCCGCCUCUCUUUCUCUUCUCGCUCCUUUUCUUCUCUCUCUCCUGCUUCUGUCUGCUCUCUCUCUCCUGCUUCUGUCUGCUCUCUCUCUCCUGCUUCUGUCUGCUCUCUCUCUCCUGCUUCUGUCUGCUCCCCCUCGACUUCUUCUGGAUCCGGCUCUCUUCUUCAAUCGCGCUGCUCUUCGUCUCCUUUCACGACUCUGAAACGUCCUCCUCGCUCCUCCUUUUUCGUUUCGUCUCUCUCCUUCUCCCGUCCUCCUCAGACGCCCGCUGCACUCCUUCGGCGUCCGUUCGCGACUCUCCCUCCGCCGCGCUUCGCCGCCUCCUUCUUCUCCCCCUCUGCGUCUGUCUCGCCUGCCUCGUCCGCGACCGCUUCGACUCUGAAGCAUUUGCAGGAGCAGGCGCUGCGGCAUCCCUCGGAUCCUGCAUGUUGGAUGCGCUACUUCCAAGCGCUGAACGCUCGGGGAGACUCGCGCGAAGUCGUGAGACAGUUCGAAGAGAACCUGCUUGUGAAGCAGUUGUCUCCGGAGCACCUGCGCGGCGACGCGGCGACGGCUUCUGCUCUCCACGGUGUCGUGGCGGAGUAUCUGAAGGCCCUCUGCGCCUGCGACGGAAUUCACUCGCAAGCUCUCUCUGCGCUCGCCAGAGACCUCUUCCCCCUUCUGUCCGCGGGGACCUCCACCUCGCCAGCGAAGCGCGCGGAGACAACGACUGCGCCUUCCGCCUCCAGAGAUGUCGAGAGCGAAAUGCGCCUCCUCCAACUAAAUCAGCUGCAGCUGCUCCUGCAGCAGCUGCAACAUCUGUCCUCGCAGCUCGCGCAAGAGCGAACCACGGGCAACGCGGGCGCCCUUGGCCGCUACGGCACGAGCGCGGCGGUCGAAAGAGAACAAGAAGCGAAGUCGCGCGCGAGAGGCGUCCUAGGCUGGACUCUCUUCGCUGUCCACGGCGUACUUAGCGGCGUCUGGAGAACCUUCAAAGUCGGCAGCGCGGGUCUAUGGAGUCUCCUGCUCUCUCCAAUCGCGGCGGUUCUGCUGAUUUGGAGCUUCGCGACGGAGGCGCUGCCGGACUUGCAACAGGCAGCGAAGAAGGCCGAGGGACUCCCAGAAGGAAAAUCCAAGGAAUGGGUACAAGGAAAAAUCGUGCAGCCUGACCAAGUGAAAACCACUUUCAAUGAUGUCAAGGGGUGCGAAGAGGUCAAGAAGGAAGUCGAAGAGGUUGUCGCCUAUCUCAAAUCUCCAGAGAAAUUCACGGCUAUGGGAGCGCGCCUGCCGAAGGGCAUUCUCCUGCAAGGUCCCCCAGGGACUGGCAAAACACUGCUGGCCAGGGCGAUCGCUGGAGAGGCAGGCGUUCCCUUCCUCCACGCCUCAGGCUCGGAAUUCGAGGAGAUGUUCGUCGGCGUCGGAGCGAGUCGGCUGCGACAGCUCUUUGCGGAGGCUCGGCGUCUGAGUCCCUGCAUUUUGUUCAUCGACGAAAUCGACGCCUUGGGGGGAAAACGAACUUUGACAGAAAACAAGCAUCAUCGGCAAACGCUGAAUCAACUCCUGACCGAACUCGACGGAUUCAAUCCUUCCGACGGAGUGACUCUCGUUUGCGCCACAAAUCUUCUGGAGGCUCUCGACCCUGCGUUGACGCGACCGGGCCGAAUCGACCGAAUUAUUCAUGUCCCCUUCCCCUCCAAAAAAGAACGCAUCGAGAUUUUGAAACAUUAUGCGAAGGAGAUGCCACUCGCGGCAGACGUGGACUUGGAGGCUCUUGCGGGUCUGACGUCUGGGAUGACAGGAGCAGAUUUGUCGAAUCUUCUGAACUUUGCUGCGAUCCGGGCAGCGACUGAAGGCAAAGAACAAGUGACGCGCGCGGAAGUAGACGAAAGUUUCGAUCGUUUGAUGGUCGGCAGUCGCCGGACAGGUGUGGUGAUGAAGGAGGAGGAGCGUCGCCUCACCGCCUACCACGAGUCCGGGCAUGCACUGGUGGCGCUGUACACGCCGGCGAGUGCGCCGCUGCACAAGGCGACGAUCUUGUUUCGCGGCUCGUCGCUGGGUGUGACCUGGUCGGUGGAGAAGGAAGAUACUUUCUCCCAGUCGGAGCAGCAGUGCCUCGCGUCUCUGGACGUCGCGAUGGGAGGCAAAGCUGCGGAGGAGCUCGCCUUCGGCGCAGGGAAAGUCACGAGCGGCUGCAGAAGCGACCUGGUCCGCGCCACCCAGCUCGCGAGAGCGAUGGUCACGAACUACGGCAUGGGAUUCACCGACUCGAAGGCGCCGAUGGUCAUCGGCAGACAAGACUACCUGCUCGUGAGCGACGAGAAGAAAAGCCGCGUCGACGAGGCCGUCCAGAAACUCCUCGACGAAAGCUACGCGCGCGCCAGGCGCCUGCUCGAGGAGAAACGAGACGAACUCACGCGGCUGGCCGAGGCACUGUUGGAGCAUGAGACUUUGUCAGCGGAGGAAGUUCGCCUGGCGGUUGCUGGGAAACUGCGAGCAAAGCCUCGCGCAGAGGCUCAGCAAACUGCUGAGGAGGCGGGAGAGGAGCUUCACGUUUCUUCUUCUUUGUCGAACAAUGAAGACCGGAAGCUAGAGAAAAGAUCUGCUCCAGGGUCGGCCCCCACUGCAGAGGAGAGAGAAAAUGCAACGGACAGAAGUGCACACACUCGAAAGGAGACUCACAAGGAGACACGAGGCCAGGUGUCUCCGACGACAGGGCCAUCGGCCGCGCUCGCGCCGUCGCCCUACGCGGUCGCGGCGGCAGUUGAAGUCUCCGAGCUGCUUGCCGAGCGCCAACGAAGGCGAGAGCAAGGCGGGGGGGGUCCGGAGAAAGAAGGAAAAGAAAGAGAGAAAAAGAAAUCCGAGCCGGGCGCUGGAGAAGGAACAGCGGCCAACGGCAGAUAGGAAAGGCGUCGAACUGUGCAGCGACAGAGGGAACGUUUUCACUCUUUCUGUCUCUCGAGCUAUAGCUUCCAGUAUGCACUUAAUUUCAUUGAAAAUCUAGAAGGCGUUUAAUUCUUCCAUCACUUCGAUUUAUGGAGAGAAAAGACGAUUUGACACCCAGGUUUCUUGCGUGCAUGCGUUUCGGCAACUACUCAGAUGCAUGCGUAUCCGUGGAUAUUCCGGUGCAUACUUGAUAGUAAGAUGCAUUGCUUUUGAGUAUCUCGAUGCAUGCGUGAACACAGAGAGAUAGAAAUCGAGGGGUAAUUUGCUUUUUCCGUGUACUUCUGUUGUCUCUCAGUACAUUGAUGUAGCAUCUUUGCCUUGUAUGGAAAGGUGGAAUUAUUUUGAUUUUCGUAAUAGCGAACGCGAAAGGGCGCUGACAGACUCUGGAGGAUAGAGGCGCUUUUAUGCCAACGUUCAGCGUCUUUACUCUUUUUUCCCCAAUUUUUUUCUUUUCUUUUGAAUUUUUGUGGCCGUUCACGCGCUUUCGCGAGUUCCCGCCGUUCACCUUUUCUUCUCGUCUUUUCUCAUCCGCUUUUCUCGCUCUUCUGUCGGGAGGAAAGCCGCUUUGAAGGGAGGCAAAGCCGAUUUCGGCACAACGCAGUUCGUCUCGCUCGUGAACGCAAUAUCAAAAACAGUUCCUUUUUCUGUGCCUUCAUCCGUGGAUUUCUACACAGAAACUCCGAUGCAAAUCAGUGUGAUGC
Molecule: messenger RNA, 4822 nt
Organism: Toxoplasma gondii ME49
Lineage: Eukaryota; Apicomplexa; Conoidasida; Eucoccidiorida; Sarcocystidae
Product: ATP-dependent metallopeptidase HflB subfamily protein
Exons: 10
Coding region: 1014-4079 (1021 amino acids)
Biological process (GO): proteolysis
Cellular component (GO): membrane
Molecular function (GO): ATP hydrolysis activity; metalloendopeptidase activity; ATP binding
Source: RefSeq, a predicted model, not a curated record